UACAAACUUCAAUACUAAGAUUUCGGAUGUGAUACUCCUCGAAGAUUUGUAGAUCUAUCAUCACUUACACUUAGAGAUACUUUAAGAGGGGUUUGAGGAUGCAGAGAAUCUAUUAACAUGGCGCUUGAGCGAACAUUCUCUGGCCUUACUGAGGCUGUCACUGAGUUCAAACUCCCAACGGGCGUCGAAGCUGGGUAUACAUUCCAUAUCGUACCGGAUUCGAGUCAUUCUCGACGCGCGAAACCGAAAAGAGAAUACUGGCGGAGGGAGGCGUCACUUGGUCGAGGAGCCUUCGGGUCCGUUUUCAAAGAGCGACUUGUCAGUCAGGGUCAUGGGCCACCAAAGUUCCGGGCGGUGAAGCAGAUCGACCUUCUGACUGGCCCCUCAGCCACUGGUAUUGAUUACGGUAGAGAACUGGAAGCGAUUGCUAAAUUUUCCCAUCCAAAGUACGAACGAUGUUUUGUGAAGGCAUCCGGUUGGUAUGGUGGGCCGGAGGUUGGCUCACUGUUCAUCGCAAUGGAAUACUUAGAAUAUGGGGAUCUCCAAAGCUACCUUUGGAACGCUGCGACAUUGCCGGAACAUGAAGCUUGUGAGAUCUCUUUCCAACUCCUCGAGGGGCUUGAGUUCAUGCACAACAAUGGCUUUGCUCACCGUGACCUGAAGCCCGCGAACAUCCUCAUCAAAUCUGAACCACCAAAUCAGUGGUGGGUGAAGAUUUCGGACUUUGGAAUCUCUAAACGAAUUGCAGAUGGGAAGGGUAUCUCCUCCAUCUUAGCCGGCACGGUAGCCUUUUUCUCCCCCGAAGUUCUUGAUGCCGGAAAGACUCCGUCAUACGACGCCUAUUCCGCCGAUAUGUGGGCAUUGGGGGAGAUUGCACACCAGAUGCUUACGAAGGAAGCGGUUUUCGAUCGGCCCAGCACCAAGCUUGAAUACGGCAGAGGCGAUGUGGAAUACCCCAAUGAUCGGCUCAUGGCAUAUCAAGUCAGCAAUCAUGGCCAAUCAUUCAUAGUCUCAGUUAUGCAUCCAUUCCCGACGAAGCGGCUCAAAGUUGACCAGGCCCUAUCACACGACUGGAUAAGACCUUUCGCUGACAUAGAUUCGGACUUCAUGCCGCUGGAGUCAGUUCAGUAA
Messenger RNA from Eremomyces bilateralis CBS 781.70, 1131 nucleotides. Its product is annotated as kinase-like protein. Gene Ontology annotation, molecular function: ATP binding; protein serine/threonine kinase activity. The transcript is spliced from 3 exons. Gene Ontology annotation, cellular component: cytoplasm; autophagosome. The coding region runs from base 118 to 1131 and encodes 337 amino acids. NCBI's taxonomy places the organism in Eukaryota, Fungi, Ascomycota, Dothideomycetes, Eremomycetales, Eremomycetaceae. Gene Ontology annotation, biological process: autophagy; protein autophosphorylation; peptidyl-serine phosphorylation. The record is from RefSeq and is a predicted model, not a curated record.